GUCUAUAAAAAGAGCGGUUUCGCCGGAGGAGGAACAAACGGCUGAAGUUACUCCGAAAUUAAACAUUUCUCCGUCUCUCAUCAGAGGAUUUUAACAACUUCUCCUGAAAGAAGCAGAUCCUGAGCAGCCAUGGGAGUCGAGGGAGGAAUGAAAUGCGUCAAGUUCCUGCUUUUCUUCUUCAACUUCAUCUUCUGGCUGUGCGGCCUGGCCCUGGUGGUGGUGGGGGUCCUGAUGCAGGUGAACCUCCACAACACUCUGAAUAUCAAAGACCCUUCGGCCUCCGGAGCUCCCAUCGUCGUCAUCAUCGUCGGCGUCAUCAUCUUCUUCAUCGCCUUCUUCGGCUGCUGCGGCGCCUGGAAGGAGAACUACUGCAUGGUCACCACGUUUGCCGUCCUGGUCUUCAUGAUCAUCAUCAUCGAGGUCGCAGCCGCCAUCGCUGGAUACGUGUACAGGAAAAAACUCUCCGUGGUGGUGGAGGACAGCCUGGCAGACAUGAUCCACGAGUACAAGAACAGCACUGCUGACUUCAGGAAGACGGUGGACAAACUGCAAGAGGACUGGAAGUGCUGCGGCUCCAACAGCUCCAUGGACUGGAAGGGCUUCCGCCCCGACGGUGUCUCGGUGCCGGACUCGUGUUGUGUCAAAGUCACUGUGGACUGUGGAUUCGGAUCCAUGAUGAACAGCACCAUCGUGCACCGGACGGGCUGCCAUGACGCGUUGGUGAAGCUGCUGCAGGACAAUCUGCUGUGGGUGAUCGUCGGAGCGCUCGUUAUCGCCGCCCUGCAGAUUUUGGGCAUCGUGUUCGCCUGCUGUCUGAUGAGAGGAAUCCGCAGUGGAUACGAGGUCAUGUGAUCACGAGGUCAUGUGAUCACCUCCACAUUGUUCAGGAGCUUCAUUUGGAAAAUGUUAUUAAUAUUCAUCUUCAGACAUUAUGCAAUUUCUCCUGAUUUCAUUUGGGAUUAUAUUUUUACUGGUUAACGAACUCUCCGCUCCGCCACCGUGUAGCAAAUGAUUCAUGUCUAUUUUAUCGCCACCGUACGGUUGAUUAUUGUUGGUUUUGAGGAAUUAUAACAUUGUUUAUUGUUCUGUUUCGACACUUUAGAUCUGAUUUAUGUAUUGCUGGUUCCCUGUCUGUUUUUAUUAAAGACCCUUUAAAUUAAACCUGAA
This is a messenger RNA of Trematomus bernacchii (emerald rockcod), 1167 nucleotides long. It is a transcript of the gene cd63, whose product is annotated as CD63 molecule. NCBI's taxonomy places the organism in Eukaryota, Metazoa, Chordata, Actinopteri, Perciformes, Nototheniidae. Gene Ontology annotation, cellular component: membrane. The transcript is spliced from 8 exons. Bases 130 to 852 code for a protein of 240 amino acids. The record is from RefSeq and is a predicted model, not a curated record.